This is a messenger RNA of Sander lucioperca (pikeperch), 3209 nucleotides long. It is a transcript of the gene aqp4, whose product is annotated as aquaporin 4. NCBI's taxonomy places the organism in Eukaryota, Metazoa, Chordata, Actinopteri, Perciformes, Percidae. Gene Ontology annotation, molecular function: water channel activity. Gene Ontology annotation, biological process: transmembrane transport. The transcript has 5 exons. Gene Ontology annotation, cellular component: basolateral plasma membrane; plasma membrane. The record is from RefSeq and is a predicted model, not a curated record. Bases 128 to 1156 code for a protein of 342 amino acids.
CAAUCCGAAGCACAAUGUGUGGAUCACGUUCGUCUGACAGACCUGCUCUCUGCUCCUAUCCUGCUCUCUCACAGCCUGCUGCUUUCCAGUAAGUACUAAAGGGUCACACAGCCUUUUCAACUUUUAGAUGUUAAGAAGGGAGAGAUGUGUCUGCUGGUUGAAUAACUCACCAGGACUUAUGAAUGAAAACACAUCACACACAACGAGGAAAGAGAGAGGCAGAGCACGUUAUUGCGUUUGGAGGUUCCUGUCCUGGUGUAACAGGCAGACCAUAAUGGUGGCAUUCAAAGGGAUCUGGACCAAAGACUUCUGGAGGGCUGUGUCUGGAGAAUACCUGGCCACUCUCAUCUUUGUCCUUCUCAGUCUGGGCUCCACCAUCAACUGGGCUGCAGGGGAGGAGAAGCCUCCCCCAGCUGACCUAGUCCUUAUCUCCCUGUGCUUUGGCCUGAGCAUCGCCACUAUGGUGCAGUGUUUUGGCCACAUUAGUGGUGGACACAUUAACCCGGCAGUCACUGCAGCAAUGGUUGUAACUAGAAAGCUAAGUCUGGCAAAAGGAUUCUUCUAUGUGGUGGCUCAGUGCCUGGGAGGUAUUACAGGAGCUGCGAUCCUUUACCUAGUCACACCUGCUGCUGUUAGAGGGUCAUUCGGUGUGACCACGGUGAACUCCAACAUCUCAUUAGGACAUGCCUUUCUUGUGGAACUCCUUAUCACAUUCGAACUGGUCUUCACCAUCUUCGCCACCUGUGAUCCCAAACGCACAGACCUAGGAGGUUCUGCUAGCCUUUCAAUCGGCUUUGCUGUAGUUAUUGGUCACUUAUUUGCAAUCCCUUAUACAGGAGCCAGCAUGAACCCUGCUCGAUCCUUUGCUCCUGCACUGGUCACACUCAACUUCGAGAACCACUGGGUAUACUGGGUGGGGCCCAUUCUGGGGGGCAUCAUGGCGGCUGGUCUGUAUGAGUACCUAUACUGCCCUGACCCUGAGAUGAAGAAGAGGCUGAAGCAGGUCUUUCAGAAGGACCCAUCAGUGAAAUACAGGGAAGUGGAGACAGAGGACAUUGCCAUCAAGCCAGGAUUUAUCCAUGCCAUCAAUCUGGUGAAAGCUGAGAAAAAGGAUACUUUCCAGGACCCAACGGGAGAGGUGCUGUCUUCAGUAUGACUAUUACAUGCACUGGAAAAAGAGACCAAUCUGUAGAGCAGAAUGACGAGUAUCCAUCUUGAGCAUACCCCGCUCCGAAGCAGUAUGUGAUUUCUGUCCACGAGCCUUCACAGCAAGACUGAAUUACUUUAAUUGUAAUAAAGCUAAUAUGAUGUUAUGGAUCAAUACCACGCACAUCUACAACCUGUUCAAUACUCCUCCUGAGGCUCUCCCUGAACAGUUUUGUAGCAGUGUUGGCAUGUGGUGCACAUUGCACACUGCAGAAUGACAGUCUGCAAUACAUUGUGUUAGGGAAAUAUAUGUAGGGUCAACCAAUUAUGUGGGGUCAUCACGCUGAUUUGAAGAAAUGAAGAAGAAAACGCAGGCUUGUUAUUUUUGGAUUAGUGUCACAUUUGGUCCGUGUACUGUAUAUAUAAUAACAGGAGAGAUUUUCCUUGUAAUCAUUAAGCACAUUACAGGUCCCAAGCACUGUAAGGCAGCUCUGACAAGCUUUAUUACCAGAGUUGUUUUACAGUGCUUUCUAUUUUCAGUGCAUUAGUCAGGGAAACAACCAGUUCAUGCUUAUGGAAACACUAUUUCUGUUUAUUUUAUUCUGUCUGUUUAUUUUCUAUUUCGUAAAAAUUGUGAUACUUGGUUGUUUUUAAUUCAUAGAUCUACAUUUGGUUCUUGUAGCACAAUGUGUUAUUUCUCUAUGAUUUGCUGUAUGUCAUACUUGUUUUUAACUUAUUGAUAAGAUAUUUGGCUGAUCUGAUUUUGCGUUUUGCUUGGUUCCUGUUUUAUGUUCACAAACUGGACGUGCUACAAGAUGUAAAAGAUAUUAAGUUGUAGUAAUGUUAUUUUUUUAAGUCUAAGUCAUUAUUAAUGAUUUCUUUUUGGCUUAUUAUUUUGUUUUCACACAUGUGAACAGGAUAGAUGCAGAAAGGUUUUCUUCCUCAAAAUCAUAAGAAAUCCCGUGACCAUUACCUAUAAGGCUUUUCACUUGAGUCACUUGAUUCUGUAGGAGCUGGGCACUGUGAAGGGGAAAGGUUCAGAUCAGUGAUGGAUUGGCUCAUCUACCUUUAGAUUGUGUCUCCCCAUGGCCAGAUAAAUGUCCAGGAUGUGUGUUCCUUGUGAGUUAAGUCUCUGAGAAUAGCUUCAUGUAAUCUCAUUCCAUCAGCAGAGAGCACAGGAAAUGAUACCACUUUGUGGUACGAAAUAGAGGUGAUCUGUUAUGUCUGCACUUUAUUUCCUUUUCUAAAAAAACAGGUGCAAUUCAAUCUUUUUCUGUAAUGUGGAGGAAAUGAUCAGCUCCACUGAUCCUGCUGCAUCAACUGAAGUUGUCUACAUGGUGCAACUAUAUUGCGUUUGCAAGGCUAGAAUGCCAGUAUAAUUCAGAUACUAAAUCAAAAUUGCUUUUACUCCUACAUGGACUAACUCCCCCCAUUUCACCUUCCUCCUCCAAGUGCAGCCUUUAUGCAUGACAACAGCAUCACCUAUUGGCUACAGUGUGAAUCACCUACUGUGCAAUAAUGCUCCCAUGUGUAUUUCUCCAGGGGAGGGCACCCACGAGCCUUGGAUGUACAGGUUACACUGCAAACGUGGGUAGACACAAGUCAGUUUUAUUCAUAAGUCUGAGCCACAUUUCAUCUGAAAUUGGUCCAGGCCAUUAAUUCAGAACUACACAGGAGGAUUAAGUGCUGCAUAGCAUUCUAUAACAGGAACACAGUGCUCCAACAGGAGCCUGAGCUCAUACUAAAGUACUUUUUUAACCUUGGUAUUCUUAGCAUUUUUACAAUUUUGUGAGAGGAUUCUUAUUUUCACCGAAGCUGCACUCUCAAUACUUUUAUUAAAAGGGUUGCAGACAGUUUACAGUCACAGUUAGAUUGUUAAUGAACACUGUUCUUCAAAGCCUACUGGAGUUGAACAUGAACAUCACUGAUUUUCUUAGCAGCACUAUCCUUUACCUGCAGGCAUGCAGCCCGUAUCCCUUAAGGCUUCAGUGACUCGAGGCCAGCAACCUCUCAGCUCCCUUUAAUCAUAUUUAUAGCCCAAAUAAAUGAGUACAUAAAUCUGA